Messenger RNA from Anolis sagrei ordinatus, 3460 nucleotides. The record is from RefSeq and is a predicted model, not a curated record. Lineage: Eukaryota; Metazoa; Chordata; Lepidosauria; Squamata; Anolidae.
CUCUGUGUUUAUGCUGGCAUUUUACCUGACCUGUUUUGUGAUCCUGACCACCGUAGUGUUUGUUUCAGUUAUUUACUCCUGUGUAAAGCUUUUUCCAGCUCCACUCCAGACCCUUUCAAGGAAGAUUGUUCAGUCCAGGACCAAUAACACCAUAGUUGGGGUCUUUACCAUUGUUCUGGUUUUCUUCUCAGCCUUUGCCAACAUGUUCACAUGCAGCACUGUGGACCUCCUCCAUUGUGUGGCUGAAGAGUAUAACAUCACCCCACAUGAAGUGGACAUGUGCCAUAUUAACGACUUUGCCUCCAAUUAUAGUCUGGGGACAGCGCAGGGAUUAUGUGCUAGCUCCCAGCCAAGCUGCAACUUUCCAGAGUAUUUUACCUACAGUGUCUUACUGAGCCUCCUGGCCUGCUCUGUGUUCCUUCAGAUCAGCUGCAUCGGGAAACUCAUUUUGAUGUUGAUUAUUGAAUUUAUAUAUGUACUCAUUGUGGAAGUGCCGGGGCUUACCCUCUUUGAUAAUGCAGAUCUCCUGGUUACAGCCAAUGCAAUUGUGUUUCCCAAUGGGACAUCAAAUGGAAUGUGUCCUCCAAGUGUGUCCCGGGUGGCCCUCAAGAUUGUAACCCCUGUCGUGAUCACAGUGUUUGUGUUGGCGGUCUAUCUCCAUGCUCAGCAGGUGGAGUCGACAGCACGGCUUGAUUUCCUCUGGAAGCUUCAGGCCACUGAAGAAAAAGAGGAGAUGGAGGAACUACAGGCCUACAACAGACGGCUUCUCCACAACAUCUUGCCAAAGGAUGUGGCAGCCCACUUUCUUGCGCAGGAGCGGAGGAACGAUGAGCUGUAUUACCAGUCCUGUGAGUGCGUGGCUGUCAUGUUUGCUUCCAUCUGCAACUUCUCAGAGUUCUACGUAGAAUUGGAAGCCAACAACGAAGGGGUGGAGUGCUUGAGGCUCCUUAAUGAAAUCAUUGCUGACUUCGAUGAGAUCAUAAGUGAGGACCAGUUUCGACAGCUGGAAAAGAUCAAAACCAUAGGCAGCACAUACAUGGCUGCUUCUGGCCUGAAUGAUUCCACUUAUGACAAAGUGGGCAAAACACAUAUCAAGGCCCUGGCUGACUUUGCAAUGAAGUUAAUGGAUCAAAUGAAAUACAUUAACGAGCACUCAUUCAACAACUUCCAGAUGAAAAUAGGACUCAAUGCUGGUCCAGUGGUAGCUGGGGUCAUAGGUGCACGUAAGCCCCAGUAUGAUAUUUGGGGGAACACAGUGAAUGUAGCCAGUCGCAUGGACAGCACAGGAGUGCCUGAUAGGAUUCAGGUGACCACGGACAUGUAUCAGGUUUUAAUGGUCAACAACUAUCAGCUAGAAUGCCGAGGGGUUGUUAAGGUCAAAGGUAAAGGAGAAAUGACUACCUACUUCUUAAAUGAAGGCCCAUCAGCAAGUUAGCAGCAGUGGGCAAAAGGGACUCUCAAGAAUGGCUCAGUUUGAUUCCAACACCUCAGUCAAUUGGAGAAAAACCUGCUGUUCUUCAGCGAAUCGAAUACAAAGGCAUGGAUGAGGCUUUCAUGUGAUGCCUUCCUAGCAGGAUUGUGUGCAAGGGGAAAAAAAACCCAGUCUGGGCUACAGAGCACACCAUUCAGAAGUUACCUAGCGCUGCUGUGGAUCUCCCCGCCCCCUCCAAGUUUAAACGUUAAGUGAAUUGACCAAAGAUUUAUGCUUAAUGGAAUUUGAAGACACAGAUUUAAGAUCUUCAAGGAGGCUGCUAAGCAGGACUUAAGAUAUUUAAGUAUUUAUUUCAAGUAACACAAUGUUUUUACUUGGUUGAAGGAAAGUAUGAUUCAUUGUGACAAAAGGAGAAAAAAUGAAGAGCAUUACUUUGGAAAGGCUGUGCACUUCCAUACUAUUUCUGGUCCGUGCUGUCCAGCUCCUUGAAGUAUGCCACUGUUCUUUUAUUAGGUGUUUGAGUGGGCUUUGAAAAUUACAAUGCCACCCACUACUGCUGUAUUCAAGGGGCCUUCCUAAUAGUGCCACGAGUAAGGUUUUUACAUUGGAAAAAGAUGCCUUGUCAUGUACUUCUGCCGUCCCUACACUAGAUGUGAGGCUUAUUCUUUUUACCGAGACUGAUGCGUUAAAGAGAGAGAAAGAGAGAGAGCGAGAGAGAGAAGCUUUGCUUAAGGUGAAGAAAAAUGACUCUUCAAGCAUAUUCAUCACAUGAAAAGGCCUUGGUGCUCCUGUUUGGCGCAUAUCUGUUUACAUGUGAAUGAUUAACUAUUAGCAUGAAACACGUGGACAGGGAGAUUUCGCUAAAGUGUGAGGGACUGCUGGUUUUGGUGUGGGCUUUUUAAAGGAUUUUAAUAUAGACAAUAUUGAGUUCUAAUACAUCCAAAUUCUAUAUUUUGUAAACUCUCUGAACAGGCACACAAGAAGAAAUCCACUUGUAGUGGGGUGCACCAAUUGCUUUGUGAAGGGAUGUGAAGCAGGGUUGGACCACUGCCAUGCAGCCAACUAGCUUAGCCCUGGCACCUUCGAGUGGCAUUUGCCAACUGUGAGGCAGAGCAGAUAUAUUUGGACUCUGUCUAGCACCCCCUUAGCAUCUGAGCCACUUCUAUGGCAUCACCAUCAGUGAAGAUUCCUGGUAUUUGGAAAGGGGGUCAAGUGUUGCUGAGGGCAAACCCACACACUCUCUUUCCCCCCACCUGGUUCCCUCUGAGGGUCGGUCAGGGCUAUGCAAUGUUUCUGCCCUUCAGUUCUGGCCCAGCCGUGGGGCUGUGCACACAGGGCAAGUGGGAGAUGUACAUAAGCUGUUGAAUUGUGUGACGUUCUUUUCAUUAUUUUCUGAAUUGCAGACUUGGCAGUUUUCAGACAAACCCUGUACAGGCCAGGAAAGAAAUAUAACAACCCCAAACGAAGGGAUGCUUGAGUUUGUUUUGAGGAAAUGAAGUGCAUGAAAACUAUGAUUACGCAGACAAGGAAAACCAAAAAGCUAGAAUAACCACAUCCAUUAGUGGUAUUAAAAGGAGCUGAGUUCAAGAAGUAAUCAAGAAACAAUUUUGAAAUUGUUAUUUGUGAGGAAUUAUAGUGACCACCACUUCUGUUGUGUAUUUGAACAACAGCAGAUGAGGCAAGAUUUUCUUUUUGAAAGACUGUAUGUUUACAACUCGUGUAAUAACUGCCUGUAGUGCUUCUGCGGAAUCUUACCUAGAAUUUUUUUGCACUCUUGGACUGAUGUUGUGAAAGUUUUAUUCUUAGUUUGCACUGAUUGUGGAACGCACUUCGAAGAUUUAAGCCGGUUUCCCCCCCUCAGAACCAAACAAUUAAUACCAUUGCUAGAGCCUAUGGGGAUAUUGUGCUGUCCUCUCCUGUUGAACAAGUUGGAAAAAAAGAGGGCCAGGGUCUUGAGUUAAAAGAAAGAGAGGAAUUCUUAAUAGAUGCAUUACUGAAUUAAAUACAUUUUGAACUUUUAAAGGCAAA